Acanthoscelides obtectus is the source of this 867-nucleotide messenger RNA. The record is from the annotation of a GenBank genome assembly. Lineage: Eukaryota; Metazoa; Arthropoda; Insecta; Coleoptera; Chrysomelidae.
AUGAGGAAUGGCAAAGAAGGCACCACCAUCCAGGAUAUCAAUACAAAAAUAAAUAACAUACGUAGCACGUAUUCACAAGAAAAGAUGAAGAUUAAAAAGUCACAAGGAACUGGAUCGGGGGCUGACGAUAUGUAUACACCAUCUGUCCCAUGGUUCGAAAUAGCCGACAGAUUUCUGUCUGAAAUGAUUAAGCCGAGAAAAACCUUUCAAAAUCUGGUACAAUUCGACGAGUCAAGUUUCCCUUCCCCAGAUGCAUUAUCAGAAAUCCCUUCACAAGAGGUGCCAGUCUUACCAGAUAUACCACAUUCACCGGAUAUACCUACCAGCCCUCCCUCAGAUUUGUGUGCCCAUCCAUCGCCUAAUAGUAGCCAUUUUACUGUACCCCCGCAUCCAGCUAGGAAACGCGCAAAGAGAGCAUUGCCUCAACAUAUUGAAAAAUCAAUCGAGACACUCCAGUCAAUUAAAAAUCAAGCUCUGUGUAAUAGAGAAGUAGAAGACGAGUUCUAUUAUUUUGGCAAAAAUAUUGCUAGCCAACUACGACAACUACCACUAACCGAUGCUCUCGAUGCUCAGACAGAAAUUUUAAAUUUAUUAAGAAUGAAAAGGCAGCAUAUUCUCCAGCAGACUAGCUUUUCUAGCUACUCACCACAAUCUGAAUGCUUUAUCGAAAUACCAGACCAUGUGGAUAUAUUUGAUGCUGGUCAAAAUAUUCCCAUUCGAGUUUUAAAAACAUAUACUCCACCAAAUACUGUCAUUCAGGCAACAGGGUCUGAAAAUGACGUUCGAGCAGAGAAUAUAUUAGAAGAGGCUAUAAGAAACAUACGGACUAUUAGUGAAGAUGCUGUGCCUGAAGAUCCUGGAAAAUAA